Molecule: messenger RNA, 11242 nt
Organism: Paramuricea clavata
Lineage: Eukaryota; Metazoa; Cnidaria; Anthozoa; Malacalcyonacea; Plexauridae
Source: the annotation of a GenBank genome assembly
ACAGAGGUUGGGGUUUGAGAGCGACAGAUGAUAUUCCUUCUGGAACGUUUGUAUGUACUUAUGCUGGUUAUAUAUUGAACGAAGAACUUGCAAAUCAGGUAACAAAACAACUAUAUUUUUACACAAAGGACUAACAUUUUCCUUAUAAACAGUAUUGUUAUAAUAGUUGUAGAAUAUAAUAAUUGCAUGGACGUUGCUAUUAUUAUAAGUAAUAAUAUGUUUGAUUUCAAGUGCGAUUUGGAAGAAAAUGCACGAGUUUUUCAAGACCUUUCAAAUGUGUGGGUUUUGAAAAUCUCAUGAGUGAAUGUUUUUCCAAAUUGCACUUGAAACCAUGCUGUUACUUAUUAACAAUAUACGUGAAAAAAUUACACACUUCGAUAACACCUAUGGCUGUGCCCUCACCUACUCCGUUUGAACAUUGUUUUCAUUGUCAGCAAACCUUUUCAGUCUAUAUGUGUUCAUUGUAUUUAAAUUGUUAUAUUCACUUACAAUUUUCAACUGAAAGUGUACAAAAGGUUGUCAAAUAUGUGAAAAUUUACAUUGCCACAAUAUUUGCCGCCAUGUUGAUUUUUCUGGUCUCGUUUCCAGGAUCUGCUCUUGUUUUGUUAAUUGCACUGCAGUAAUUACACUGCAGUGCAAUUACAAAUAUAAUUUCACUGCUCUCAGCCAAUAAGAAUUGAGUAUUUUUUCAUGUAUAUUAUUAAUAGUUGUAAUAUUUAUAUUAUAAUUAUUGAACAUGACGUUGUUGCAGUGGGACAAUUUGUAUUUUAAUUUUGACAGGAUGGUAGAAAGUAUGGUGAUGAAUAUAUGGCUGAGCUAGACUAUAUUGGUAAGAAUAUAUUGCUUAGAAACAAAAAUAAAUUUCUUAGGAAAUAAAUAAGUUUUUUGUAUACAAAUAUAGGUUAUUGAUUACAAUUUAUAGGGAUUACGAGAUGAAAUAUACAAUUCACAUGUACCUGCAAGACAUAUUCAAUAAGUCCUUUUUCCGGUCCGCUCUUUCGUUCCUACCAAUACAGUCAUGUAUAGGGAAUUAACGACCGUUUGGCUAAAUUGUAGAGGUGGAGGGGUAGCACAUGAAGGGAUUCGUACUGGCAAAUAUGCAGACGUUCCUGCAGUUUAUUGCUGUGUUUAUUGCUGUGUAUGGAAGCAAUGCAUGUCGAACGGAACCAUGGGUUGUGUGGAAACCGAAUUGCAGAGUAAUUAAAUCUUGGUCAUCUGCAUGUCUGCACCUAAACUAGGGUUUCAGUGAAACGGGGUGGGUUCAUUGCUUCUUCUGGAAAACUGUAAUUCUUGCUUGUGCCGAUGUGCUGAAGUUAUAGGAAAAAAUAUAAUACCCAGUGCAUAUUUUACCCUGAACCGCCCGACCCUAGAUAUUAUGGCUAUGUUACCACGAAUAUAAAGCUGUUUCGACUAUAUAUAGUCUUGAGUAUACUCAUUGCCGAUUUCGAUUUACUGUUGAUACUGUAUAUUAAAACAAAUACAUUGCAUUGAUACAUGUAUGCAUUGUUGGUAAGGGCCAAUGGCAAUGUAUGCAUCUCAACAUGUUUUACUGUAAUACGAUAUGAUACAGGUUAUAUCAAAAGUAUAGGAUGUUUAGAAAUUAAAGAAGUAAUAGACCUUUUCUCUCUUCAGAGGUGGCCGAAAAAGCAAAAGAAGGAUAUGAGUCUGAUGUGUCCGAUCUUGAAGAAGAUGAUAAUGUUAUUGAUGAUAUGUUGCAUUCGGAUGAUAAUUUCUCUUAUAGCGGCAAUAGGUAAGUAUAAGAUAUAACUUCCAUUCCUAGUACAACCUUACUCCAUAGUCGAUUUAUAUCCUGUAUAGACUGUUUGUGUGUCCUAAAUAAAUUAUACAAUGAGUUUAUUGCCGGGAGUUGAACGGAUUUUUAAACGGUUUUUUAAAGAAUAUGUCUAUCGUUUAAUAUUUCUGUCAAAACGUUAAGUUUUCGACUUUGUUGUUACUGAAUAAAAGAUUUACAACAAAAUUGAUGUUGAACAUUUAUUCACAGCGUUAAAGUCAAUGGUACUAUUUGAGUGUUUAUUCCGCAUUUUCGUGAAGAAAUGUCAACCCAUGUACAUCGUGUUUAACUCGAAGUGCACCGAAAUUCAUAAACUGUUUUCACUCUUCUGCGGAUGAGGAAACCCGGACCACUCGCCAGUGAAUCAAAUUACCGAUACCGGACCAAUAACAAAUACAUAUCUUGAUAUAAGCAUGUAUAAGAUUUUUAAGUUUCAAACUGACAAAAAAACUUUAGAGUGCAUGUUCUAAGGCCAGGAUACAGAUACAUGUUUGAUUUAAUACCAUUGCAAAAGCAAAAACAUAAUAUGUUGUUUGUACUCAACGAUGCAAAACAGUGAACCAGGAACAAUUGCUCUUUACUAGAAGUAAGAACCGUGCAGUUAAGAACCAAUUCAGCCUGACAUACAGCCAAUUGCAAUUGACCGUGAGGCGUGCAUAAAUUAAAUUUGUUCAUUGUUUCAAACUUGAUGUUUAUUGGAUGAAAGUUGACGUUACUAGGGGCAAACUUCAUUGUUGCCAAGGUAAAUCCUUCCUCCUCCAAUGAGAAUGCUAUGUUUUUACGUUGGACUGUAAAAUGAAAUUCGAAUGACUACAGGAUUUGAUAAUUCGAACAGAAUUUGUAGCGAAAUGGCGUCAAGGUACUUACUUAAAGUCAAGUACCGAGAAAAACAUUGUGAAUUUCAUUUUACAAUACAAAGUAAACAACCUCGUAUUCUCAUUGGUAGAGGAGGUUUUACCUUAGCGACAGUAAAGUUCGUUUAACAUGGAAUUUAUUUUCCCCAGCGCCAUUGGAUCAAGGAAUGAAGAUGAUUAUGAUGAUGAUGAUUAUGAAGACAUUGGUGAAGAGGAUGACGAGGUUGAUGAUGACGACAAUGCUGAUGAUCACACGUUCAUUUUUGAUGUGGAUAGUAGUUCGAGCAGUGAUGGAAUCGAUAAGGAUAAGGUAGUAGUAGAUUGUAUUACAUAAACAUAAACUCCUGCAACUUCAUAUGACUUAACAUUUCUAUUACUAAUAUUGUACAUAAAAAUGUUACUUAAUUUCAGUGCAGUUAAUCUCAAACAACAGUGCAAAAUUAUGUACAACAGUUCAAAAAUCUGUAACAAACUGAUCUGAUUGGUGGAAAAACAAUGGGAUCUAAAAUCGACCAAUCAGCUUAAAGCAGUCCUCAAGUGAUAUUUUGAUGCUCAUUGAAAAAACUAACUCGUGCAUGGUUUAUCCAAAUUUUAUUCGAAACCAUCACCUAUACUACGUAUACUAACAUUUCUAAUGCGUUGUUUUUAAUACAUUUUCUAUUUUACAAUAAGUUGCUUUCCUUAAACUUCACAUCUACUGUACCUCAUUUUAUGUAUUUUUCUAUUUCACUUUAUUUUACUCCACAUUUACAUAUACGUUCACUUUGACAUUGCUUUGCCAUUUUCUCUUCAUUAACAGAACACAGAUAUUCAGAAUAGAAGGGAAAGGUUAGUCAUCCUUUGUAUAACCACUGUUGUAUAUGACGUUUUAAGUAUUAGAUAGCGUGAAAAGCACUAUCCAUCUGUAUUAGCGUGUGUCGUUUAGCAUUUUCUCAGUCGGAACCGUAGCAUCGUUUAGUACAAAAAUCUGCUCGUCUGUAACCGGAUAUCCGGAGCUUAGUAACCAAUCAAAUUGCGUGAAAAUCACCUCCCGAGUAUUAUGCUAAUUGUUAAUUAUUUUGUAGGACGCAACAAGCUAUUUUGCUAGCUUCAAUUGGAAGAUAUAAAACACUUUUCCAUGAAUUUUGCGUAAUACGUCUUUGCAACGUGUGCGAUAAUAUGUCGUUACUAUUAAGAUUUAAUUUAAUUCAAUAGCUUAGCCCUUGUAAAAAUAUAAACUAUUAGCACAUGGCAGGGAAUCCGCAACAGCGCAAGCCCAUGCACUUUCGUAUAAGGUAUAAAGAUACCAUAUACGAUAGUGGGUAAAUAUUGAAUCUUGGCGAAAUCUUGCCUUACACAAAGUUUUUGUUUGCAUAAAGGCGUAUUUCUCCCGAAGAGUCUUUGAUCGUUGAAAGAGAAUCAAAAGCGAGUGCUUUAUCACGUUUGGGCACUCCAAUGAUGUGAGUGUAUAUUAAGAAAUUAUAAAGAACUUAAUUGUAGUAGACGUAUUGAAAUGCCUAGUCGAAAUUACCACGCACAAAAAUCGCAUUAAUAAUUCUCAUGACCACGCACAAAAAUCGCAUUAAUAAUUCUCAUGAAUUAUUAAUGCGAUUUUUGUGCGUGGUAAUUUUUUGUGCGUGGUAGCCAAACACGUUGCUUUAUUUUGCUAACAUGAUAAUACUGCAUACCUGAUGAAGUAUCAAAUUGAUCCAGUGAUAGGACUGGAUCAAAAUUAAUUCACCUCACUUUAAGUAGUAAUUUAUGAGAUGUCAUUUCAAAUCCUCGGACUGGACUAGAUUUCAAGUCCUCGCAUUUUGAUCCUGUCCUCGGCUUCACCUUAGGCUUCAACAAAUUGCGAGGACUUUAAAUCUAGUCCAGUCCUCAUAUCAAAAGGUAUCUGAAGUUCAGUAAGUUUUGCUUGAAUGUAUUGCUGUAAAUAUGGCGCCAAUUUUGAAGCAUCAUUGGUAAUUAUAUUUUAAUUGACUAUUAUCUUUUACUUCUGAACCGGUAGAUGCAUUUAAAAAGGUAACUAUAACAGUAGUGGAUUUAGGGAUGGGGUGACCCCCCCCCCCCAGGCUCUGGUCAACGGGGGUGCAUGGGGGAUGCAAAAAUGACGUUUAUCCUAAUUCUAACCAACUUAUGUUAAGGAAUUCAGUUGCGUAUCACUAGUUGACAGUAGUGGAAUAGCCAAUAUUAAAUAUUCUGAAUUUUUAAAUGUUUUGAGAAUCUAAAAAUUUUCCAGAAUGUUUUCUCAGAAUGCUGGAAAUGCCAUUUCAGAGACCCAAAUUUUGAAAAUUUUCUGGGCAAUAUGCCCCCGGACCACCCUAGAAAUCUCGCGCCUUCGGCGCUCGUUUCGACAUUGGUUAGCACGCCCCUCCAAAAAAAAAAAUAAAACUUUGCUGGAUCCACCAUUGAACUAUAACAGUAUAAACUAGAGGAUAAAGCUAAAACAAAAUAAUUUGGAGAAGGUAUACGCCAAAACGAUUUUAUGUGUUGAACGCUUUUCAUCGCAAAUACGCGACAUAGUAAAGAAUUGCAGCUUAAUAUACAAAGAAUCUUAUGCCAGUGGCUAUUUUUAGGUGUAUUUUGGCAUUGAAGAGAGCUGAUAAUGACUUGAAAAAAACCUCGCUAUUUUUGAAACAGCAUGUGACAGGUGGUCAUACAUCUGCUAUUUCUAGUGAAGGCACAUGUGAAACUGUGAAUGGAGUCUCACCACAACCUGUGCCUGAGGGUAAGUUUUCAAACCUGGUAUUUCACACCUCGACCAACGUCGACCUCUACAGGUAAACUACGUGAAGAGUUCCUCUUUUGAGUUUCUAAAUGGAUUGCAAUUUUCCUCAUUUGCCUUUGCCAUUAAAAAAACUCCCUUGCAAUUUUGCUAAAAGCCGAUUAAAUUUUCCUCAGUUCCUGUAAGAAGUUCUUAACUUCCUGUUACAAGUUCCUAACUUCCUGUUCUGUUCUGCGCGUUGCAAAUUGGCUAACAAAUAAUCCACCAAUGACAACGCUCAGAACGGAACAGAAAGUCAGGAAAUUAAAACAGGAGGUUUGGAAAAUUUAAAAUGAUUUUUUUUCGUAUUGGAACAUUGCAAUGUUAGGAAGUCAAAAGGCUUAUGUUGGUCCUGUAAUUGACGUUUUAAAAAAUAGCUUCAUAACCUCGCCUCUGGCUAGUUUUCGGCGGCCUUGGUUAUUCCGAAUUGUGCUGAAAUAUGGUUGGAAAAGCCGUAAAUUUAUCAAGAGCGACGCUUUGUUGAAAAUUCUUGUAUCAAUGCCAACUCUUGCUAUUUUCUCAUCCAAUUUACGUCUAAAUUGAAUCGAAAUUUAAUGAAUUUGUCCUCAUUAGUCCCAAAAAUGUUGGUUAAACAAUAGUUUUCUCAUUCGCCAUUCCGAUGUUGAUGAGGAAACUGGGAUCUAGUGUUGAAAAGUAACAAAAUAAAGAAAGUAAUUUUAUCAAUGAAACGAUGAGCUCAAAAUCGGUCGUACACACUUGACUGCUGGAUACAUAUGCAUGGUAUGAAUUACAAUCUUUCAAAAAUUGGGAAAUUUACUAUAAAACGCAUUUUUUGAACGCAAAAUAUAUAUAAAACGCAAAAUUUGCUAAAGCUCAGUAUUUGAUAUUUAUCCAAAUGUGGUCAAACUUUGUAUACCAACUAAUUUUGAGUCUCUCUUUUCAGCGGUGAGUUCAUUUCCUUGUAUUGGUACUGUUGAACACUCUGCCCUAGUCUCCUUGCCAGCUUCAAAGUGGCUAAUUCUCUGUUCCAUCCCUUACAGAUAACAGUGGUACAAAAACUGCAGUUCAAUGCAAUUCUAACGUGGAUCCUGUUUCUUCUAUCGAAGAAAAGCAAAAUAAAAUUGAAAGUGUGGAGGACAAAAAAAAUUCUGAAGCUCAAGUGACUGACAGUGAAAUGGACCAAGAAAAGGCAAACCCCAAAGGGGAUAUUGUUGGCUCAACAAAAGAUGAUGUCCCCCAGUUGCUUUCUGCUGACGACCUACAACGGCUUGCUGCAAGUCAACCAAAGAGCUUGCAACCUCCCGUGUUAACUAGACGUGGUACUGUUUUGGAUGAAACGAUAGAAAAACUUAAAAAACGCGUCGUGAGUCCAGAUGUAUCUUUGCUCAAACUUCAUGAUAAUACAGAAAACAAGCAAAGUUCUGGUGAAAUAACAAACGACAUUUGUGAGACAUCCAAAGACAUUUGUACGAUUGACAAAAAAUCCAGUAGCCAUGGUGAUAAAGACGAUAGCAAUGACCGGUCAGAAACUAGCUCACCUUCACGAAAUUCGAGUUCACUGUCUCAGUCGACUUCAAGUCGGAGCAGUUCCCCUGCUAUUACUGCUAUUGAUUUAAUAAACAGGCGCAAGAAGGAUCGGGAAGAAAAAAUAUUGUCUGAGAAAGGUAAGUGCACUUUUUACUUUUAUUCGUGUGGAAAAUUUGCCAUCUAACAGACCUUUAUCACGCUUUUGUGUCCAUUUAAAAUAUGUUCUCAUUUCAUAAAUACCAGAUAUGAAAAGAGCAGGUCAAGGAGCAGACUUUAAGUUUGAAAACUGUGACACUGGCUGUUUUUAAAAAUUAUUUUAAUUCGAAAAUAUAUGGGGAAAUGCAUGGGAUUGAGGCCCGUUUGAUGCAAAAUUCCCACGCAUUUACUAUUAAAUUUUUUGUUUUUAGAAACAACGCUAGUACAGUUUUUAAAAUAUAGUCACCAAAUUUUGUGUACCUACUAAUAUUGACCAGCUCAUUAUCUGGUAAUUAUAGAGUGCUGAUAUCAAAUUUACUCAAAAUGUGAUAGAAGUCUAACCAGGUCUGCUUUAUCUCUCUGGGAGCGGUUCUAUAAAACUGUUAACUACUUUUCAACUAUCCGCUUUGUAGUUAAAUUAGUGGUUAACUUUAACCACGUAGUUCAGUCGGUUGUAUAAAAAUGUAGUUAGCGUUAACUGUAUAGUUAAAACCAUAGUUAAAGUUAGCUAUGCUCUAGGGUAUCGUAUACAAACCACCGCAAUCUUUCGCUGGGCUUUGCCUCGUUGUUGCGCAGUCUUUUACAUAGUAUGAUCGGUAUCAUGAGACUGCGCACAGGCUAUGUUAGGUGCAUUGUAAGUGAGAAGAAGUAGAUGCUUUGAUGAAUUAUGUCUGCCUUCAAGGAUCCCGAUGAAGCCUCAGAACUUACUCUUAUAUCAGAUUUACAAGAUUUAUUUCUCGCGCUUUCUUUACCGUAAAUUGUCUUAUACUUUCGCAUACUCAUAGCUUGCGUGUCGUGUGCACGCACGCACGUAUGAAAACACUUACUGGAAAGCAGCCUUUACUGGGGAUUAAAAUUCAGAGUGAAUAGAGUGGAUCAGUAAAAAGCUGUUUACCUGGCGGGGGCGGAUUGGUCAAAACCGUCAUUAAUAUUGUCGAUAAAAUGUAAAGUUAUUAGGAUACUAAGGAUAGUUCCUUUAUGUAAAAGAAUCUGUCUUUUACUUGUUUUAUGGUUUGUUUUUUUUAUUUAUGUACUAAUAAUAUACAUGUAAAAAUUUCUCAAUUCUGAUUGGCUGAGAGCAGUGCAAUUUUUUCGAAAUGCAGUGCCAGAAAUGAAAUACAAUGCAAAAAAAGAAGAACUACAGUGCAAAUUUCUUAAUUUUCUUAAUUCUUUGUUUUUCGAAUUUCUUAAUUUCUAAAUGUGACUUACGCACGUGACUGCGUAAUUUUUUCAUGUAUAUUAUUAAUAAGUAAUAGUAUGGUUUCUCGUUCAAUUUUGAUAGUCUUUGAAAAACUCGCUCGUGCAUGUUUUUUACAAAUUGCACUCGAAACCUCACUAUUACCUAUACAAAUAAAUCAAAUACACUCGACUUUGUAUUGUACUCUUGCUCCAAUCUUGUUUUCAUGCAUUAUUUCCAUGCAUUAUUUCCUAAUGUUUCGCAUACAAUAUAUUUAAGGAUAAUCUUGUAAUUUGGAUUGAGAUCAAACAGAAACAUUUUCAUUUGGCCUACCACGCCAAAACAGGCUAACAUGGAAACGAGGCUAUUGGGACAAAAGUACAAUAAGUCUAUUGACUUUGGAAUUAAAACGUCAAUUGUAAAAUUAUUUAGUUUUUCCUGCAGAAAACGAUUCCGCAAAUGGUCAAAUCUCCAAUGUGAGAUAUCUUAAAACACGUUCGCUUUUCGGAGAGGAGCAUUGUUACGUCAUAGACGCUACAUUUGGUAACUGUGGAAGAUUCCUUAAUGUAAGUGUGCUUUCAUUGUACCUUAGUUGUGUAACCCAGCCUUCCUAUUGUCUGAUCGUGUGCGUUUUCUGGUACCCGACCUGAGAACCACUUCUAAAUUCAUCAAUUAUCUUUUGGAAUGCUGAUUAUUGUCCUUUCCCUUUCCACAUUUAAUUAAUAGUGUUCCGUUCUUUCUUCAGCAUUCCUGCUCACCGAAUUUAUUUGUACAGAAUGUUUUCAUCGAUACCCAUGAUAUGCGUUUUCCUUGGGUUGCAUUUUUUGCUCAAAAGUAAGUAUUGGGUUAAUAAUUACACGAGCACCACAUUGCUUUGUUAUGAAUUCCUUAGAUUCCUAAGCAAAAAGUUCCUUUGGUUAUAAAAUUUCCUUGGAACGCGGUUAUUCUAUUAUUUUGGUUAAUCGGCUAUUGCAUGUUUAUGUCAGGAUUUUGGGAAUCUCGUUUGAUAGAACAAAAUGCUUCAAAUGUGUACGUGAAUUAUCUUGUGGCAACUGGACUCUGUAGCUCAAUGGAUGCUCUAUAGACAAAAUCUUGGUCUAGACAACGUACCAUACGUUGCGAAUUGUUGUAAAAUGAGGAAAAUAUAGCCCUGUGAAGUUCGCAAAUUUUGUAGCGAAAGACUGGGUCAAGUGAACUCUGGCGAAACACAAGCGCAUGAAGAAUAGGAAGCUGCCUAACGGCACGUGCGUAAGUCGCAUUUCGAAAUUAAGAAAUUUGAAAAAUAAAAAAUUAAGAAAAUUAAGAAAUUUGCAGUGUAUUUCAUUUUGUGGCACUGUAUUUCGAAAAAAUUGCACCACUCUUAGCCAAUCAGCAUUGAGAAUUUUUUCGUGCAUAUUAUUAGUAUCGCCAUAGGUAAUAGGAUUGUUUCGAGUGCAAUUUGGAUAAAACCUGGCACGAUGUUUUUUUUCAAAGAGCAUCAAAAUAGUACGAGUCCGGACGACGAGUGCUUUUGAGGUCUUUGAAAAACUCACGAGUGCUUGUUUUAACCAAAUUUCACGAGAAUAUAUAACAGCAGUGGAUGGGAAGGGAAUCUCGAAUAGGGGUGCACCGGAUUUGGAAUUUUCAAAUCCGGCCGGAACCGGAUUUACCGGAUUUGAACAAAAAUUCCGGCCGGAUUUGCCGGAUUUGAGAUAAACCGGUAAUGGUGCAAUUGGGGAUAAAUCAGUAUUCAAAAUGGCGGUUUAUGUUUUUUACUAUUUUUAGUUAGUGUCAGUUUAGAUUUUUGAUUGUGUUAAACCUUUUUUUAAUAUGUUUUUGUUUAUAACUUAAUAUUUUAUAAUAAUAUAAGUGUUUUUAAAACUUUAAAGCUGCCAAAUUGAUGGUUUAUCCCAUUCUUGGUGAAUUUUUUAAGGCGAAAACAGAAAUUUAAAUCCGGCCGGAUUUUCUCCAAAUCCCGCCGGAUGCCGGAAAAUUCGUUAUAUCCGGCCGGAAUUCCGGCCGGAUUUGGAAUCCGGUGCACCCCUAAUCUCGAAGUCAAUUUCUGUCGAUUAUGCGACGAAAUCCGUCAAAUAUUUCGACAAGAUCGUAGUGUGCUGCCUCGAAUAAAAAAAUCAACAGAACUAAAUUUAACGAAUUAAAUUCGACAAACAUUCGACGUCUGGGAGCAGCUUAAAUUUCAUGCAGUGAAAAACUCGCUAGUAUUUUGCCUGCAAAUAUCCGGCCUUAAAAGGUCUCACGUGACCAAUUGUUGCAAAAGGUCUAUUGCUCUCCAAAGAACGCUCAUAACUAUUCCGUAAUACUAUCUGUUUGCUUUUAUGUAGCAAUAUCAAGGCGGGGUCAGAACUGACUUGGGAUUACAUGUAUGAAGUCGGCAGUGUUAGAGACAAGUCUCUUUAUUGUUUAUGUGGCUCAAGUGGAUGUCGUGGAAGACUUCUCUAGUUAUAACAUGUGUAUUUUAAGUUGGGCAUUUUUUUGUACCAUUAUAUGUUUUGAAUUCAAAAAUAUUUCAACUGAGGAGGUACCUGCCAAUAUGAACAAUCUCAAUCAAUAUGACAAAAAAGAUGCACUCUGUAGAAGUCAUAUUUCUAAAGAAGGAGUCGUAAAAGGCACAGUUCAGCCUUUUGAAUGAUGGUUUUUAAGGCGUAUUACAACCCUUUUUAUUGAAAAAACUAACUAGGGAAAUCAAUUAAGCAUAAUUCAAGAUCAGCGAUCUCGAUGUUUUUAACAUUAAAAGUGUUAAAAAAUGUUUAAAACAUUGAGAUCGCUGAUCUUGAAUUAAUAUGCUGAAUUGAUUUUCCUAGUUUUUUCAAUUAAAAGGGUUGUAAUGCGCUUUAAAACCCAUCAUUCAAAAGGCUGAACUGCGCCUUUUAACACUGAUCACUUUUCGGUUUCAGAAAACCAAUUAAAAACGUGUUCAUAUUAGGUAGGUACUUGGUCAGGUUUGAUAUUUUGCAUGUAUGAACCUGGAAAUUAAACCAACUCACUCUCCC